UAUACCAACGACAAAUACAUCAAAAAUAAAAGUGAUCGAGGGAGAUACCCUGGAAUUAAACUGUUUUGCUACUGGCAAUCCAACACCCAAUGUCUCGUGGAUAAGAAUGCCUCUAGGCAAUAUCAUGAGUGAAGGAGAAGGAAAAGCUACACUAAGGAUAAACAAUAUCACAGCACAUCAAAGUGGAGGAUAUGAAUGUCGCGCUAGUAACAACCCAAACGAGGAACCUGUGACAAUGGAAACCGUAACAGUUGUGUUGUUUAAGCCACAGAUUGACAUUGAUAAAUUCACUAGGACAACUGGGUCUUUAAUAGGGAAAAAUAUAAGUCUACACUGUAUAGCAACAGGACAACCUCUUCCACGAAUCACAUGGUAUGGUCCACGUGAAGGCCAGAUUGUUUCAGCAAUAGAUUACAAAACAAAAAAAAGCGUGUUGACUUUCGUAACCAAAGGUAGCAAUGAUUAUGGACAAUACAGAUGUCAAGCAGAAAAUGAAGUUGGGGAAGAUGAACAUUUUAUUAACGUCACGCAAUUGAGUAAGGAAGUAUUUAUCUAUAAAUAUUUACUAGUGAUGGUUUAAUAUACAUUCAAAUAAUUUUG
Actinia tenebrosa (Australian red waratah sea anemone) is the source of this 600-nucleotide messenger RNA. RefSeq lists its product as uncharacterized. The record is from RefSeq and is a predicted model, not a curated record. Lineage: Eukaryota; Metazoa; Cnidaria; Anthozoa; Actiniaria; Actiniidae.